Messenger RNA from Chironomus riparius, 1242 nucleotides. Lineage: Eukaryota; Metazoa; Arthropoda; Insecta; Diptera; Chironomidae. The record is from the annotation of a GenBank genome assembly.
AUGAAGUCGAAUCGAUCGAGCAAAUCAAAUUCACCAAGCAAAAGUCACAUAUGUGAUUACUCAAUGGAUCCACAUGCUGAAUUUGAGAUGGAAUUGAACAGGAGUUUAGAUAAAUCAUGGCGUGAAAAGGCUGAGAAAGAACUGAAUGAGAAUAGCGAGGCAAAAUCCAAAAUAAGUCUGCUUAGAAAUAUGAUAACAUCAUGUGAUUUAAACAAGCGGGGACGUGAAGAUGAUGCAUUUCUAUUGAGAUUCUUGCGUGCAAAGAAAUUCGAUGUUGACAAGUCAUUUAAGAUGAUUCAAAAGUAUUAUUGGAUGAAGGUGCAUUCACCAGAAUUAUUUCACGUAUCGCCACCAUCAGAUUUAAAAUCAAUGCUUGAAAUGCAAAUACAGUGCAUGCUUCCACAACCAGAUUUACAAGGACGACAAAUUUAUUUGUUUCGUGUCGAAAAAUGCGAUCCAUACAAAGUUCCUGUCGACCACGUAUUCAGAAGUAAUGUAUUAUCGUUAGAAGACGCCAUCCGUUUGCCAGAAGUGCAAAUCGGUGGACUUGUAGUACUUUUAGAUAUGUCAGGCUUAAGUUUAGGACAUGCAAAAUAUUUAUCGCCACAUUUGGCACGGCGAACUGUUGAAGUCGUUCAAGAAGCUUUUCCACUACGUUUUAAAGCCUUCCAUGUUCUGCACGAGCCAUUUUAUUUUGAUGCCAUUUUAGCGAUGCUUAAGCCGUUCCUCAAAGAUAAAAUUCGUAGACGAAUUCAUCUUCAUGGAAAUGAUAUGAAUUCACUGUAUAAGCACAUACCGAAAGAUUGCCUUCCAGCAGAAUACGGCGGUACACAACCUCCAUUCGAUAACUCAAUUUGGCGAUCGAGAAUAUUGAAUAAUGAGGAAUAUUUUAGACGACUAGAAUCAUACAAUAAUGGCUGUGAAAAUGAGAUAAUCAAUAACAAUAACAAUGAAAUGUAUCACAACCAUAAAAAUGUUAUAGAUGACGUAGAUUCGCUAUCUGACGAUGAAAUUUAUAUCGAUGCUGAGGAUGAUAACAAGUCGUUAGAUGUCGAGAUUGAUGGCAACAGUUUACAUUUUAUUGAUACAGAAACUGAAGAUUCAGAAGAAUAUGACAGUGAUCGUAUACUAUCGCCUCGCAAGAAGGUGCCACCAAUGGAGAGCUUGGAGGAAAUGUUUCUCAAACAUGAAUUUAGCACAUUUACAUUAAACGAAAAGGAAUUUGAAGAAGUUAAGCCAUAA